UCAGAUUCUACACUUUCCCUUAAGUCUAGUUGAUAAAUUCCCUCAGUCACACCUUGCCAUACAACUGUUCAUUUUUACCGUUCAUACUUCUCAAACUCACUAUCGCUUAGUCUUCAUGGAUGUUAUCAACUCACACUGUAUAUCCGAAUCUCGUGAUUGGGCGAAAGAUCGGAAAUUCAUGCCUAGCCAACGCUACGCCGCAAACAUAAACCUAAACAGGGUAGAAAUUCACGACCAUGAUAAUUCUUUUACCUAUUGGACCUAUAUAGCAUGUGAAUAUGCCGAACCUUGUACAUGCUGUGGCAUACCUCCGCCACAUCUCGAUUGCAUAGUUAUUGCAGUGGACGGCGCUUGUAGACGGAAUGGCACUGCCGACGCCAGGGCAGCCGUUGGAGUUUUUGUUGCCAAGCAGUCCGAGCACAACAUGAGCUUUGUUUUGACAGAUUCGAAAGCAACGAACCAGAUUGCAGAGUUAAGAGCCGGAAUCCUUGGCCUUGAACAGGCCAUCAGUAUUCGAAAUAAGGGGUAGGGGGGCUGAAGCUGCAGCAGGUGGUAAUCAAGGCGGACUCAGAGUACUUGGUCAAAGGUAUGACUGAACGGGUAUUCAAGUGGAAAAACAAUGGCUACAUGACGUCGAGGGGAACAAAGGUUAUAAAUGGGGAGCUUUUCCGGAAACUUGAGAGACUGGUGGCCCAGUUGAAUGGGCUUGGAGUGGAGGUUCUUUUCUGGCAUGUACCAAGAGACUGCAACAAAAUGGCGGAUGAGUUGGCUAGACUUGCUCUGGUAAAUAGUUAGCCACUACUCCAUUCAUGAUAUCUUAUUCUUUUUUUCAACUUCUACUAUAAUACAGCUCUUUCUGCAUCGAGUGGC
This is a messenger RNA of Trichoderma harzianum CBS 226.95, 870 nucleotides long. RefSeq lists its product as hypothetical. The transcript has a single exon. Gene Ontology annotation, molecular function: nucleic acid binding; RNA-DNA hybrid ribonuclease activity. The record is from RefSeq and is a predicted model, not a curated record. The coding region runs from base 116 to 529 and encodes 137 amino acids. NCBI's taxonomy places the organism in Eukaryota, Fungi, Ascomycota, Sordariomycetes, Hypocreales, Hypocreaceae.